GAGAUCCUUGUGAUGAGAGAGAAAGAAAGGAUCAGAGGAAGGAGAGAGACCGGGAGGGAGGCGAAUGGAGGGAUGAUAAAGACAAGGAAAAGAGAGACAGGAGAGAUGACAGGGAAAGGAGGGACAGAGAUUAUCGAGAGGAGGACAAGGAGAAGAGAGAUGCGAAAGGAGAAAAAAAUGACAGGAGAGAGGGAAAAGAGAAAAGAGAUGAGAAGAGAGAUGAUCGAGAGAGGAGGGAUGACAAGAGAAUCGAUUGUGAAAUGAGAGAUGCUCGUGAUCGCAGGGACGAUGGGGAGGAGAAGGAUAGGAGAAGGAGUCCUAGGGCUGGGAAACCAGAGACUGGGAAAACAGAGACUAUCUUGAGACCUGUAGAAGGGAGUCGUCCGGUUGUCAGACCCCACUCUGAGAUGGAGCUGAGGCCCAGUCUCCAUAAGACCUCCUCAGAGGACCCCCGUAGCAGGGUCCGCCCUGCCUCCGAGACUAACUGUGGAAGCACCCUGCCCAGGUACAUGCCAUCUGAGGAGACCAAACGAGGGGAGACCCGCGGAAGAGCAGAGUCCACUGGUGUCCGCUUUCGCCCCAGGCCCCACCCCAGACCCUGACUCCGCCUUUAACUCCUCUUCCUCCCGGAGAGCUCAGCCUCCUGCCAAACAGGCCAUGCUCCCUCCCAAGGGCCAACCCACCACCACCUCCUUCAUGGAGCCUGGCCGGACCUCCACCCCACCUUCCUCCUCCUCCUCCUCUACUUCCUCCACCACCUCUGCAAUAGCGGUGGCCAAGCCACCCAGGACUGUUUCCCUGGUCAUCAGUGAUGACCCUCCUCCCAGCCCCGUCCCCCCUGCGCGGUUCAGCCAUGUACCCCCAUCCUUCAUCCCGGGAGAGUUGGCCACCCCUCCCCCUGUACCCCCCCCCAUGCCAAGCAGCCACCUGUACCCCCACCCAAACCCACCAACCGCAACAGCAACCUCGCUCUGCUUGCGGAGCUCUCUCAGGCUGGCAGUGGUGUCAUCGUGUUUCCUGCCCCCACCAGGUGCUCUCCACCCACUCCGCCCAAGAGGAUGACCCCCGUCACCAAGAGCCUCUCCGACGACCCGUCCCUUGAGGCAGAGACCUCCUUCCCAUCUAGUUCUGCCCCUGUUCCAGUCCCCAUACCUACUGUCUCUGUACCCCCCCAGCGCUGACCAAGAUGCCAAUCGGGACACCCUUAAAGCAGUAGGCUUCCAACUACCCACCUCUGACCCUGUACCACGACCUCUGUCCCAUAUACCCAUGUCCACUCCUAGCUCCCACCCCCACCUACCUCUCCCCAACUCUGUCUCCGUCCCCCUCCCUAUCCAUCAGAAGGAUCCUCCCAGCCCCACCACAGAGCCACCCAACCACCCCCCAGCCUCAGUCCCAGCCAUCCCCCUGCACAUCCUGAUCCAGCGGGCCCUGUGCUCCCCCCAGCCCGGCCCAGGCUAACCCAGACGGAUCCCAGAGAGCCCACUCCAUGCUGUUUGAGUCCCCUCCAGAGUUCCUCACUGAGGCUGGAGUCCGACGCUCUCUACCCAUCACCAUAGAACUGCU
Messenger RNA from Oncorhynchus gorbuscha (pink salmon), 1566 nucleotides. Its product is annotated as lysine-rich arabinogalactan protein 19-like. NCBI's taxonomy places the organism in Eukaryota, Metazoa, Chordata, Actinopteri, Salmoniformes, Salmonidae. The transcript has 3 exons. The record is from RefSeq and is a predicted model, not a curated record. Bases 658 to 1062 code for a protein of 134 amino acids.